Messenger RNA from Enterospora canceri, 201 nucleotides. NCBI's taxonomy places the organism in Eukaryota, Fungi, Microsporidia, Enterocytozoonidae. The record is from the annotation of a GenBank genome assembly.
AUGGCAGCUGUAUCAAUUAACAGAGCAGGAAAGGUGAGAGGACAGACUCCACAGAUUGCAAAGUCAGAGCAUCCAAGAAAGAAAACAGGAAGAGCGGCUAUCAGAGGAAAGUAUGAGCGUAGAAUGGAGUUAAACUGGUUUGAGGGAAAAGGAAGAAUCAGACUGAAUAACAACAUUCCAGCUAAAGAAUUCAACAAAUAA